CCCAAACGGAAAUCAACUCCAUAUUGUAGUCUCCCACCCACCACCUCUCUCCUCCUCCUCCUUAAAUCCCUCUCAUCUCCUCCGCCUCCAGCCCCCCUCCCUCUCUCUCUCUAAAACUUCCACUUUCUCUCUCCUCUCCUCCCACGUGUAUUCACGGUUCCAAAAACACCACCACUACCCAUUUCUCUCUCUCAAUGACCGAUUACCGGUUACCGACGAUGAAUCUCUGGACCGACGACAACGCUUCGAUGAUGGAGGCUUUUAUGACUUCCGAUCUGACGUCUUUUUGGCCUCCGCCGCCAUCUUCCUCUGCCUCCACCUCGGCGGUGGCGGCGAACCACCACCCACCACCACCGCCACCGCCACAACCACCAUCGCCACCGCCGCAGAUAUUCAACCAGGAGAGCCUCCAGCAACGUCUCCAUGCCCUGAUCGAGGGGGCUCGAGAGAGCUGGACCUACGCGAUCUUCUGGCAAUCCUCCGUGGUCGAUUACUCCGGCGGCUCCAUGCUGGGUUGGGGCGACGGCUACUACAAAGGCGAAGAAGACAAAGGCAAGCGCAAGGCGGCGGCGCCGUCGUCCGUGGCGGAGCAACUGCACCGCAAAAAGGUUCUCCGGGAACUCAAUUCCUUGAUUUCCGGCGCCUCUCCCUCCGCCGACGACAGCGUCGAUGAGGAAGUCACCGACACCGAGUGGUUCUUCCUCGUCUCCAUGACUCAAUCGUUCGUCAAUGGAAGUGGACUCCCCGGCCAAGCCUUCUUCAAUUCGUCUUCGAUUUGGGUCGCCGGAGCUGAACGCCUUGCUGGUUCGGCCUGCGAGCGAGUCCGACAAGGUCAAGUGUUCGGAUUACAGACCAUGGUUUGUAUUCCUUGCUCUAAUGGCGUCGUCGAAGUGGGUUCUACGGAAUUGAUAUUCCAGACCUCAGAUCUGAUGAAUAAAGUCAGGUUUCUUUUCAAUUUCAACAGUACUGAAUUGGGUUCAUGGUCGAUUCCGGCAGAAAACGACCCGUCUGCGAUGUAUAUAACCGAUCCAUCGUCGUCCGUGGUCGAACUCAGAGAGUCGACACCGAUAAUUCCUUCUCAUAAUCAACAGUACUCGAAGCAAAACGGUGUUGAAAACCCUAGUUCGAGUACUGUGACUGAAACCCCUAGUUCAAUCCAUGUUCACAAUCACAGCUCUCACCAUCAAAACCAGCCACCACACCAACUAACCCAUGCCCAAACCCAGAGCUCCUUUACCAGGGAAUUGAAUUUCUCUGAAUUUGGGUACGAUGGAACUAGUGUUAGGAAUGGGAAUUCACAGUCCUGCAAGCCUGAAUCGGGCGAUAUUUUGAAUUUCGGUGAGAGCAAGAGGAGUUCAUGUAGUGGAAAUGGAAAUCUGUUUUCCAAUCAUUCCCAAUUUGGUGGUGUAGAGGAAAAUAAGAAGAAGAGAUCCCCAACUUCACGAGGUAGCAAUGAUGAAGGAAUGCUUUCAUUCACUUCUGGUGUGAUUUUGCCCUCUUCAGGGAUGGUGAAAUCGAGCGGUUGUGGCGGAGAUUCAGACCACUCUGACCUCGAAGCCUCGGUGGCUCGCGAGGUUGAGAGUAGCAGAGUGCCUGAUCCAGAGAAAAGGCCUCGUAAACGUGGCAGAAAACCCGCAAAUGGAAGAGAAGAGCCAUUGAAUCAUGUGGAAGCAGAGAGGCAGAGGCGAGAGAAGCUCAACCAGAGGUUCUAUGCACUUAGAGCUGUAGUCCCAAACGUGUCGAAAAUGGACAAAGCUUCGCUUCUUGGUGACGCCAUUUCUUACAUCAACGAGCUCAAAUCCAAGCUCCAAACUUCAGAGUCCGAUAAAGAGGAGAUGAGGAACCAAAUUGAGUCCUUAAAAAGAGAAUUGAGCGUGAAAGAAUCCCGGUUUUCAGGUCCACCUCCGCCCGAUCAAGAUCUCAAAAUGUCAAACAAUGGAACAAAGUUGCAAGAUAUAGAUAUCGAUGUGAAGAUAAUUGGUUGGGACGCGAUGAUUCGAAUCCAGUGUAGUAAAAAGAACCACCCUGCAGCUAGGUUAAUGUCAGCUUUAAAAGAGCUAGACCUCGAUGUCCACCAUGCCAGUGUCUCCGUGGUGAACGAUUUGAUGAUCCAACAAGCCACGGUGAAGAUGGGUAGUCGAUUUUACACGCAAGAACAGCUUAGGAUGGCCUUAUCGUCCAAAAUUGGCGAUUCACGGUAGGUAUUGUCGGAUGAAUGAAGCUCAAGGAGAGAGCUUAUCAUAGGACCGGAGUUAAAUUUGUGGAUUGUGCCAUGGCUCUGGGACAUUUUAAGGCUCCCGGUAGGUAGCGAGCUCUGUAACAUAAUUGGUUUCAUAUUAAGUCUACAUUAGCUUUAUUUGAGGAUUUUUGAUGUGAAAAAAGCUGGAUGAGUCUGGUUUUUUUCUUGUUAUUUUUGUGUUGGAUCUUUGUCUAGUUUCAAUCGUUGUAUAUAAACCUAAAAAGUCCAUGAAUUUUCAGGCUGUUUGUUCAUGUCAACUAGUCUGUUUUUGUGUUUGUAAGAUCCGCAUGACUCUAUUUCUCUCUUUAGAUUCA
Messenger RNA from Camellia sinensis, 2553 nucleotides. RefSeq names its product transcription factor MYC2. Gene Ontology annotation, molecular function: transcription cis-regulatory region binding; DNA-binding transcription factor activity; protein dimerization activity. The record is from RefSeq and is a predicted model, not a curated record. Gene Ontology annotation, cellular component: nucleus. Gene Ontology annotation, biological process: regulation of DNA-templated transcription. NCBI's taxonomy places the organism in Eukaryota, Viridiplantae, Streptophyta, Magnoliopsida, Ericales, Theaceae.